Molecule: messenger RNA, 1020 nt
Organism: Gastrolobium bilobum
Lineage: Eukaryota; Viridiplantae; Streptophyta; Magnoliopsida; Fabales; Fabaceae
Product: extensin-like
Exons: 1
Coding region: 1-1017 (338 amino acids)
Biological process (GO): plant-type cell wall organization
Molecular function (GO): structural constituent of cell wall
Source: RefSeq, a predicted model, not a curated record
AUGAGGUCUCUAAUGGCCUCAGCUUCUCUCACUCUUGCAUUGGCCAUAAUCCUUUUCAGCUUCCCAUCUGAAACUUCAGCAAACUACGCUUAUUCCUCUCCUCCACCUCCCAAGGAGUCAUACCACUACCCAUCUCCAUCACCACCGGUUCACUCACCACCUCCCCCAAAGGCUCCUUAUCAUUACUCAUCACCACCACCACCACCUUAUAAGAAGCCAUAUCAUUACUCGUCUCCACCACCACCAGUCCACUCACCACCUCCUCCAUACCAUUACUCAUCACCACCACCACCACCUUACAAGAAGCCAUACAAGUACUCAUCUCCACCACCACCAGUCCACUCACCACCUCCUCCAUACCAUUACUCAUCACCACCACCCCCACCUUACAAGAAGCCAUACAAGUACUCAUCUCCACCACCACCAGAGCACAAGCAUCGUCACCCUCACCCCCCAGUGCACCACGUACCAACAAAGAAGCCAUACAAGUACUCAUCUCCACCACCUCCAGUCCACAAGUACCCUUCCCCUCACCCAAUCUACCACUCUCCACCACCACCAACAAAAAAGCCAUACAAGUAUUCAUCUCCACCACCUCCAGUGCACAAGUACCCUUCCCCUCACCCAAUCUAUCACUCUCCACCACCACCAACUAAGAAGUCAUACAAGUACUCAUCUCCACCACCUCCGGUUCACAAGUACCCUUCCCCUCACCCAAUCUACCACUCUCCACCACCACCAACAAAGAAGCCAUACAAGUACUCAUCUCCACCACCUCCGGUUCACAAAUACCCUUCCCCUCACCCAAUCUACCACUCUCCACCACCACCAACUAAGAAGCCAUACAAGUACUCUUCUCCACCACCACCAGUUCACACUUAUCCUGUUUCCCACUCUCCACCACCACCAUCACCACAUAAGAAGCCUUAUGAGUAUAAGUCUCCUCCUCCUCCAGUCCAUUCCCCACCUCCACCACACUACCUCUAUAAAUCACCUCCUCCACCUUACCAUCACUAGAUA